This is a messenger RNA of Penicillium psychrosexuale, 2355 nucleotides long. Its product is annotated as putative Patatin family phospholipase. Gene Ontology annotation, biological process: lipid metabolic process. Lineage: Eukaryota; Fungi; Ascomycota; Eurotiomycetes; Eurotiales; Aspergillaceae. The transcript is spliced from 3 exons. Gene Ontology annotation, molecular function: triacylglycerol lipase activity. Bases 1 to 2355 code for a protein of 784 amino acids. The record is from RefSeq and is a predicted model, not a curated record.
AUGUCGGUGUUGGGCGACCCCACAUUAGUUCAGUGCCAUCAUGGGCGCAAACACUCCCAAGAAUACUCUUUACCCCAACCCUUACCUCCGCGACCGCUCCGCAAAACGAUCUCCAUCCCAACCGUAUCGUCACUCGUGAAGGAUUCGUGGAAUUGGGCCGGUGAUACUCUGCACACCUACCGUGAUGGUCUCUCGAAGGAACAACGGAAACAAAGGGCGGACAUCGAGGACCGCAAGCAAGUCCUGUAUCUGAAAAUAAAGAAUGCUGUGUCGUACGAAGAAUGGCGAAGUUGCGCCAGUGAACUGGAUGAACUAGAGGAUAACAACGCUUGGAAGCAGACACUCGAGUGCACCGAAUAUGAUCCUCGUUUGGUACAGGAUCGUUUGCGACAGUUGGAAGAGGCUCGCAUCAGCUGUGAUGUAAGCCGGAUGUUGUUCUUGGUGCGUACUGCGCUGAGUCGGGACCUGGCGCAUAUGAGCAAUGCCUCUCUCUAUCGCCAUUCGCAUAUUGGUACAAAGGACUUGAUCGAUAGGUAUAUCACCACGGCUUUGGAUACUAUCGCUACGCUGGUGGAUCUCUCGGUGCAUGAUCGCUGUGAUGGGUUGGAGCUGAAGUAUAUCCUGGACCAGCUCCUGGCAGCUCGACAGGCAUUUGGUCGCAGUGCUCUCCUUUUCUCCGGUGGUGCCACUUUUGGCAUGACCCAUAUCGGGGUUCUCAAGGCCCUCUAUGAAGCAAAAAUGAUUCCUCGAAUUAUCUCAGGUGCCUCGGCUGGUAGCAUUGUGUGCGCGGUAUUUUGCACGCGCACAGACGAAGAGCUUCCGGCGCUUUUGGAUACCUAUGUACAUGGGGAUUUCGACGUUUUCAAUGAAAAGGGCCAAGAGGAAAAUAUCUUGCAGAAGAUGACUCGUUUUUUGAAGUUUGGAUCAUUUUUUGACAUAUCUCACUUGGCGAAGACUAUCAGAAACUGGCUGGGGGAUAUGACUUUUCAGGAAGCAUAUAACCGCACCCGCAGAAUCCUAAAUAUCUGUGUGUCAAGUGCCGGCAUGUAUGAGCUUCCACGGCUGUUGAACUAUAUUUCUGCUCCCAAUGUGUUGAUCUGGUCUGCUGUCGCUGUAUCAUGCUCUGUUCCUUUUGUCUUUAGGCCAUUCACGUUGAUGGCUAAAGAUCCGUUGACAGGGGAACCGGUCCCCUGGAAUGAUCUUCACAAACAGUAUAUUGAUGGCUCGGUCGAUGGAGAUUUACCCAUGACACGCUUAUCGGAGAUGUUUAACGUGAAUCACUUCAUUGUCUCCCAAGUGAACCCCCAUGUGGUUCCAUUCCUUCCAAAGGAAACAGGCCCACAGGAUGCGACAGACGACGGCCCUUCGUUCAUUCCUCGAUGGAUGAACAUGAUGGCGCACCUUGCCAAAGACGAGGUCCUGCAUCGGAUGAACGUCCUCUCAGAACUUGGAGUCUUUCCAACAUCAAUGACCAAGUUUGCCUCUAUUGUGAACCAGAAAUAUCAUGGAGACAUCAACAUAUACCCAGAACUCCUUUCCUCUAACCUCCCAAGGCUCCUGGAGAAUCCCACAAAGGAGUUCAUGCUUUCAUCAUGCCUGAGUGGCGAGCGGGCGACAUGGCCGAGACUAAGCCGUAUCCGAAACCACUGCGCCAUUGAGCUGGCACUCGAUAAUGCAAUUCAAAAUAUGCGGGCCCGGGUAGCCUUCAGUCCAAGUCAGGUUGAUCUACGUAUGCCGCACCAUAGUCGUCACUCGAUUGACUCGGCAGACAGCAACGGAAGGGGACGUUAUCGCGACAGGCGAAGAGGGUCCCACAGCCCCGAAUUUGAAAAGAGGCAGUCGGGUGGGCAGGAACUACGUCGGCCAGACCACGAACUGAGAAAGGAACGAAGCACUGUUUCGUUAGAGAACCCGCCUCUCUCGCAAUCAAGCGAGUCAAUCUUCAUGCCAACCCAAACAAGGACCCACCGCCGUACAUCCUCAGUAUUCUUCAGCAACGGAGGGAUAUUCGAUAUUGGGUCAAGCAGCGAUGACGAGCUCGAACGAUCAUACAUGCUUCGUCCCAAACUCGCAGGCCACCGAACGUUCUCAGAGUCAUCUUCAUUUGGCAGAGUAGCUCCGAGCCACGGGCCCCGCAGCCCUGUCCGGUCCCGACGAUCAUCAUUAUCCUCUAACCCGGCCUACAAUUUCUCCUCCACGGCUCGUCGCAGUUCCCCAAAGCAGGUUUAUACGCCGUCGGCUCGCGAUUUCUCCGUGACCAUACCACCUUCAUCCCGCCAUCUGCUCAGUAUGACUCCAACGCCAACACUCCUUCCGAGCUCGCCUGAGCCCCUCAGGCGCAAGCGGCAGACUUGA